Messenger RNA from Annulohypoxylon truncatum, 4440 nucleotides. RefSeq names its product ABC-2 type transporter-domain-containing protein. The transcript has 2 exons. The coding region runs from base 1 to 4440 and encodes 1479 amino acids. Gene Ontology annotation, biological process: transmembrane transport. Lineage: Eukaryota; Fungi; Ascomycota; Sordariomycetes; Xylariales; Hypoxylaceae. Gene Ontology annotation, cellular component: membrane. The record is from RefSeq and is a predicted model, not a curated record. Gene Ontology annotation, molecular function: ATP hydrolysis activity; ABC-type transporter activity; ATP binding.
AUGGCAGACCAGGACCCCGAAAAACAGUAUGAGUCGACCCCUUCGUCCAAAAGUACGCGGCCGCCAUCUUCAAACUCUACCGCGACGGUAGAUCCAGAGGAGCAGCGCGAAGUCGCUAGACAAAACAACCCCAAUGGCUUUUCGCGCGUCAACACUGGCGUUUCGGUUGAACAAGCCGAGGCCGAUUUCGCCGAGCUCCAGAGGGAAUUAUCUGGAUUAUCUCGGGCAAGUCGUACCCGAAGCAGGAAAGAAACCGAUGUUGAGAAAGGCCAAGCAAGCAUUACUUCUCAGCGAUCUGAUGACUCGGUCGAGAUAUUCGACCUAGAGACGACUUUACGAGGUGAUCUGGAUGCUGAGAGAGAGGCGGGUAUCAAACCGAAGCACAUCGGUGUCUACUGGGAUGGACUUACGGUUAAGGGUAUGGGCGGCACGGCUAAUUUUGUGAAAACGUUUCCCGAUGCCUUCAUCGACUUUGUUGACUAUUGGACCCCAUUGAUGAAACUACUUGGUAAAGGUCAGAAGGGGACUGAGGUUACGUUGUUGGACAACUUCAAGGGCGUCGUCAAUCCCGGCGAAAUGGUUCUUGUAUUAGGAAAGCCAGGCUCUGGGUGCACAACUUUUCUAAAAUCGAUUGUGAAUCAACGAUGGGGCUACACAAGUGUUACGGGUGAUGUCCUUUACGGACCUUUCACGGCUAAGGAGUUCAAACAAUACCGUGGCGAGUCAGUCUACAACCAGGAGGACGAUAUCCACCACGCUACUCUGACCGUGGAGCAGACUCUUCGCUUUGCGUUGGAUACUAAGGUGUCCAACAAACUCCCAGCAGGCACCACGAAGAACAAGUUCAAAGAAGAUGUAAUCACGAUGUUGCUGAAAAUGUUUAACAUCGAGCACACGAGAAAGACGGUAGUUGGUGAUGCUCUAACCCGUGGUGUUUCGGGUGGGGAGAGAAAGCGUGUCUCUAUUGCCGAGAUGAUGAUCACCAAUGCUUGUAUUCUGGCUUGGGAUCAAAGUACUCGCGGUCUCGAUUCCAGCACAAGCCUCGAUUUUUGCAAGUCACUUCGAAUUCAGACCAACCUCUACAAGACGUCUACAUUCGUCUCUUUGUAUCAGGCCUCUGAGAACAUCUACAAGCAAUUCGACAAGGUUUUGGUUAUUGAUGCUGGUAAGCAGGUGUAUUUCGGCCCGGCUUCCGAAGCGCGAGCCUACUUCGAAGGUCUUGGAUUCCUCCCACGUCCACGACAGACGACUCCCGACUAUGUGACUGGCUGCACCGAUGAAUUCGAACGCCAAUACUCCCCUGGGUACUCGCCGCAGAAUGCCCCGCAUAGCCCUGAUACGCUGGCCAAAGCAUUCGAGAAAUCCCAAUUAAACGAACGGUUAAACGUUGAGAUGCUUGAAUACAAAACUAAGCUGCAGCAUGAGCAAGAGAUCCUCCGCCACGAUGAUUUCCGCACAGCGGUACUCGAGAGCAAGCGAAGUGGCGCCAAACACUCCGUUUAUAGCGUUGGGUUCCACCUACAAGUCUGGGCCCUGAUGAAGCGUCAGUUUGCCCUCAAGCUUCAGGACAAACUCAGUCUCACCUUAUCCUGGAUCCGAACUAUCGUCAUCGCAAUUGUUCUCGGGACUCUCUACCUGAACUUACAACAAACCACGGCUAGCGCGUUUAGCAAAGGUGGUCUUCUGUUCAUCUCUCUCCUGUUUAACGCUUUUGAGGCCUUCUCCGAAUUAGGAUCGACGAUGACAGGCCGACCUAUUGUGAACAAGCACAAGGCGUACACGUUCCAUCGACCCUCUGCAUUGUGGAUAGCCCAGAUAUUCGUGGAUACUGCGUUCUCGACUGUUCGGAUCUUAGUGUUCUCGAUCAUUGUCUACUUCAUGACCAACCUGCACAGGACACCCGGAGCCUUUUUCACGUUCUACUUGCUAAUUAUCGUCGGAAACAUCGCAAUGACACUUUAUUUCCGUAUCAUUGGUUGCCUGAGCCCCGAUUUCGACUAUGCUAUCAAGUUCGCUGUCGUCACAGUUACCUUAUUUACCCUGACCUCGGGGUAUCUAAUUCAGUAUCAGUCGCAGCAGGUUUGGCUACGGUGGAUCUUUUGGAUCAACGCUUUGGGACUUGCAUUUUCUAGUAUGAUGGCAAACGAGUUUGGGAAUAACGAAUUGACAUGUUCGGAUGAAUCUCUUAUUCCCUCUGGCCCUAUGUAUGGCAACAUCAGCCACCAAGUAUGCAAUUUUGCUGGCUCCACUCCUGGAACCGCGACGGUGAGCGGCGGUGCCUACAUCACUAACGCUUUCUCCUACGCUCCCUCCGACUUGUGGAGAAACUUUGGAAUUAUCAUGGCUAUUAUCGUAUUCUUCCUCGUCAUGAACGUCGUUCUCGGCGAGUUUGUGAAAUAUGGUAUGGGUGGAAACCAGGCGAAGGUCUUUGCAAAACCCGAUCCCGAAAGGAAACGACUGAACGAGGCCCUUACCAACAAGCGAUUACAACGUCAAAAGUCAAAGCAGGAGGAAGAGGACACCACUUUGAAGAUCGACUCUACUAGCAUUCUAACUUGGGAGGAUCUCAAUUAUGACGUCCCAGUCGCCGGAGGAACUCGCCGCCUGCUGAAUAAUGUCUAUGGUUACUGCAAGCCUGGUGAACUAACUGCGCUCAUGGGUGCUUCCGGGGCCGGGAAAACUACGUUACUGGAUGUCCUAGCAGCAAGGAAGAACAUUGGUGUGAUCACUGGUGACGUUCUAGUUGACGGUGCUAAACCAGGCAAGGAAUUCCAAAGGUCCACUUCGUAUGCGGAGCAACUCGAUAUGCACGACCCUACCCAGACCGUUCGCGAAGCAUUACGAUUCUCGGCCGACCUACGCCAACCAUUCGAGACUCCCCGUGAGGAGAAAUAUGCUUAUGUGGAAGAGAUCAUCGCCCUGUUGGAGAUGGAAUACAUUGCAGACUGUAUCAUUGGUACCCCCGAAGCUGGCCUUACUGUUGAGCAGCGCAAACGAGUGACAAUUGGUGUUGAGUUAGCCGCCAAGCCUCAACUCUUGCUGUUCUUAGACGAACCUACCUCAGGUCUUGAUAGUCAGAGCGCUUACAAUAUCGUUCGGUUCUUGAAGAAACUCGCCGCCGCUGGACAAGCCAUCCUUUGCACUAUUCACCAACCGAACGCCGCUCUUUUCGAGAACUUCGACCGACUACUUUUGCUACAACGAGGAGGUCGCUGUGUAUAUUUCGGCAAUAUCGGCCACGAUGCGCAUGUUCUACGAGACUAUCUUGCACGGCACGGUGCAGUUGCGGGCCCAUCCGACAACAUCGCUGAAUUCAUGCUUGAGGCAAUUGGCGCCGGAAGUACUCCUCGUGUUGGAAACCGUGACUGGGCGGAUAUCUGGAACGACAGCCCUGAACUUGCUAAUGUUAAGGACACGAUCUCCCAGUUCAAGGAAGCUCGCAAAGAGGCCGCUGCGAAAAUUGACCUAUCUCUAGAACGCGAAUACGCCUCGCCCCUAAUGCAUCAGCUACGAGUUGUCAUGAAGCGCACCAAUAUUUCAUUCUGGCGAUCCCCAAAUUAUCUGUUUACUCGAGUCUUUAACCAUAUCGCCAUCUCUCUUCUCACCGGUCUAACAUACCUAAAUCUUGAUUACUCGCGAUCCUCGUUACAGUACAAGGUCUUCGUUAUGUUCCAGGUUACCGUAUUGCCUGCGCUGCUUAUGCCUCAAGUUGAGCUUAUGUUCGUCAAGAAACGAGCCAUCUACUUCCGUGAAGCGUCGAGCAAGAUGUACAGCUCGUUUACCUUCACACUUGCAAUGGUGGUUGCGGAGCUUCCCUACUCUAUCCUCUGCUCCGUUUGCUUCUUCUUGCCGCUCUACUUUAUUCCGGGUUUCCAGUCGGAAGCUUCGCGUGCUGGUUACCAAUACUUCAUGGUGCUGAUCACGGAGCUUUUCGCAGUUACCUUAGGUCAAGUUCUCGCCUCCAUCUCGAAGUCUUCAUUCGUCGCUAGUCAAUUUGAUCCUUUCAUCGUUAUCACCUUUGCCCUGUUCUGCGGUGUUACGAUCCCUGCCCCGCAGAUGCCUGGCUUCUGGCGAGCAUGGCUUUAUCAGCUGGAUCCUUUUACGCGCCUUAUCGGCGGCACUGUGACUACAGCUCUAGACGAUCUCCCAGUGAUUUGCGAACCAGCGGAGUUAAAUACAUUUACCGCGCCUGCAAACCAGACUUGCGGCGAGUAUAUGGAUGCAUUUUUCAACUUGGAGAAGGGAGCCGGGUACCUUGUGGACAAUGCAACCAAUGUGUGCGAAUACUGCGCCUACAAAGUAGGCAACCAGUUCUACGAGCCUUUGGGCUUUACUUUCGAUAACCGGUGGAGGGAUCUUGGGAUUUUCUUAGCUUUCGUCGGCAGCAACCUUAUCAUUCUCUUCGCUGCGGGCCGCUUCCUAAAUUUUAACAAGCGAUGA